Melitaea cinxia (Glanville fritillary) is the source of this 1400-nucleotide messenger RNA. RefSeq names its product carbohydrate sulfotransferase 4-like. The record is from RefSeq and is a predicted model, not a curated record. The coding region runs from base 72 to 1304 and encodes 410 amino acids. Gene Ontology annotation, molecular function: N-acetylglucosamine 6-O-sulfotransferase activity. The transcript has 4 exons. Gene Ontology annotation, biological process: N-acetylglucosamine metabolic process; sulfur compound metabolic process. Lineage: Eukaryota; Metazoa; Arthropoda; Insecta; Lepidoptera; Nymphalidae.
GUUUUAAAAAAUCACCUAUUCUAUCCCUGUGAUUUUUAGUGAUCUGUUUUAUUCGUGUUUUUAAAUUAGUAAUGUUGCGAAAAGUUAAUUUUUAUUCGAUAUGUGUUGCGUUCGGUCUCAGUGUUCUUUUAAUUCUUGCUGGAAGUCGAUAUACAGAUAACACUAAUUACCGUCCAGUUUCUGAAAGUCGGAGGAAUAUAAAAAAUUUUUUGAAAGUGGAAGACGUGGAUGAAAACUUAAUGCAGCCAAUCCCAACAAAUCCUUACGACGGAUCUCCUGACAUCGAAAAAAUAUUAGAUAAAACUAAAUUAAAAAUUAAACAUGAAUUAUCGACUUAUAAUUUUACUGUGUCUGGUAUACAAAAACUGGAAGACUUACUGAUGGAAUCAGGAGGAAAACCUAUAAGAAGCUUGAUUAUAUCUACAUGGAGAUCUGGUACAACAUUUCUCGGUGAAGUGCUUAACGCAGUUCCAGGGAACUUCUAUCAUUAUGAACCACUUUUAAGUUAUGGAAUAAUACAAAUACGUGGAACACCAGAGUCUGACAAGGCAUUGAGGACUAUUAAAAAAAUGUUUCAUUGUGAUUUUAGUGGUAUGGAAGAUUAUUUUGAGUAUGGAAAAAGUCAUUGGCAUCAGUUCAGCCAUAACACAAGAUUAUGGGACCAUUGUAAAUAUAAGAAAGAACUUUGUAUUGAUGCUAAUUUCACUUCUAGGUUUUGUAAGUUGUUCCCAUUUCAAAGCAUGAAAGUAGUUCGAGUCAGGCUACGUCUUAUAAAAGAGCUAUUGGAGGACAAAGAGCUUAAUUUGAAAGUUAUCUUGUUGAUUCGGGACCCUCGAGGAGUGCUGCAGUCAAGACAGCACCGUAACUUCUGCCAGCCAUCACCGGAUUGCUGGAAACCUGAACUGCUUUGUGCUGAUAUGAUCAGUGACUAUGUAGCCGCUGGACGCCUCAUACAACAAUUUCCAGAUAAAUUUCUGGCUUUACGUUAUGAGGAACUAGCGCUUAGUCCAAACAGCACAUCAUACGAUUUACUAAAGUUUCUACGAUUGGGAAUAACACAGUCUGUCGAUGAGUUCCUGCACUCACACACAAAUGUCGAGGUGGCCGGUGUGAGUUCCACGUUCAGGGUCUCCCGAGAUGUGCCUUUCAGAUGGAAGAACGUUUUAGAUUUUGAUUAUGUUGACGAAAUUCAGAUGACUUGCAAGGAAGCCAUGUCUCUGUGGGGAUACCGCAUGGCACAAAACGCAACGCAUAUGACAAGCAAAGACUUCAACCCCUUAGAUCAAUACUCAAUUAAGCAGUAAAUUUACUUACGAAGAUAAUUUUAUUGACUCUUCUCUGAAAAUAUCAUUAAGUUUACGGAUAACCAUAACUGUAUAAAGGUGAGUAUUAUUGCUGUA